ACAGCCUUUGGUUAAAAAAAAGCUACUUCUGACAGCUUCCCGUGAAGCCACUCAUAAAAUAAAUAUAUAUAUAAAGAAAAUCUCUGACAUGAAAAGCAUCAUAAAGAAAGAGCUACUGAAUAAGCCAUAUAUUUCUUCUCUUUGCCACUUCUUACAAUACUAGUGAUUUAACCAAAUCCAACGGCUCUGAUCAACUGGGUGUCCUUUGCCUUCUUUUUAAGUUCAUCCAAUCCAAGAUAGUAUUGUAUUCGUACCAAAAGAAGAGUGGAAUAACAAAAUGGGGGCGUGCAAUUUUUUUGGUAAUCUGAUUCUGGUGAUUACAGUCACAGGACUGUUACUCGGAGGAGAAUCAAAGACAGAUUGGGGAGAUAUAACAGUACUCAAGGAGCUGAAGAACGGGUUAGAUCCUAACUCAGUGAGUCCCGGGUCAUGUGUUAGCUCGUGGGACUUCACCGUCGACCCCUGCGACAACCUUUUCAGCGAGCGAUUCACGUGUGGUUUCAGGUGCGAUUUCACGGACGAUUCCGGGACGAGUCGAGUCACCGAACUCAGCCUCGAUCAAGCGGGUUACUCGGGCUCGCUCACUUCCAUCUCAUGGAACCUCCCUUACCUCCAAAUCCUUGACCUCUCCAACAACUUCUUUUCCGGGUCAAUACCAAACUCGCUGUCCAACUUGACUCGCCUCCAACAACUCGGUCUCUCCACGAACUCGUUCUCCGGCGAGAUACCAACCUCCAUUGGUGGGUCGCUGCCCAAUCUUGAGGAACUGUCACUCGACAACAACCAGCUUCAGGGAAAAAUCCCGGCGAGUUUUAACGGCCUGGUGAGCUUAAAACGACUCGAAAUUCAGUCCAACAAUCUCUCCGGCGAGUUUCCCGAUUUGGGGUCUCUUAAAAAUCUCUACUUUUUAGACGCAAGCAACAAUGCCAUCCCCGGUCGAGUUCCGGCCAAUCUACCAUCGUCUCUGGUAGAAAUCUCUUUGAGGAACAACAGCUUAGAGGGAACGAUUCCUCAAGAUAUCAAAAAGUUGGGUUUUUUACAGGUAAUGGAUCUGAGUCACAACCGACUCAGUGGCUCGGUUCCCUCCAUUCUCUUCAACCACCCAUCACUGCAGCAGUUAACUCUUUCGUUCAACCAAUUCUCGUCCGUACAGUCCCCUAACACUCACGGCGCCACCAUAUUAAGCGAGCUCAUAGCUCUGGACCUAAACGACAACCAGCUUCAGGGCUUUUUACCGUCGUUCAUGGCAUUAAUGCCGAAGCUCUCAGCUCUCUCAUUGGAGAACAACAAAUUCAGCGGAAUGAUUCCAACCCAGUACGCCAUUAAAACGGCUCUACCUGAAACUGGAGUCUCACCAUUCGAGAGACUCUUACUGGGCGGGAAUUACUUGUUUGGGCCUAUACCCGGCCCAUUAAUGCAGCUCAAACCGGGCUCUGCAAACGUCGAGCUCACCGGAAACUGCUUGUUGCGGUGCCCCGACUUGUUCUUCUUUUGCCAAGGUGAUGAUCAAAAAUCGUUGAUGGAAUGCAAAGCUUUCAGCCCAACAAUUCCAUGAAGCCUUGAAAUUCAAAAAAAAAAAAUAGCAUUAUUAUAUUCUUGAUGUCAUUAAUCAAAAAAAGAAAUCCGAUUUCUAUUGAUUGUUAGGAUUAAAAAUAUUGUUUUUUGUAUAAAAAUGUCUUUUUCUUUUUGUUUCUUCUUCUUAUUGUUAAUAUUGAAUUUUGUUCUUAUUAGUUGAACAAAAAAAAUCUUUUUGUUAAAUACGAAGUAAUAAUGAGAUUGUUCUUGUCUGGCGUUACUUGACAGAAGUGAAUAAUGAUCGAACUUACUUUAUC
Messenger RNA from Humulus lupulus (European hop), 1832 nucleotides. RefSeq names its product probable inactive leucine-rich repeat receptor kinase XIAO. The record is from RefSeq and is a predicted model, not a curated record. The coding region runs from base 278 to 1555 and encodes 425 amino acids. Gene Ontology annotation, molecular function: protein binding. The transcript has a single exon. NCBI's taxonomy places the organism in Eukaryota, Viridiplantae, Streptophyta, Magnoliopsida, Rosales, Cannabaceae.